Molecule: messenger RNA, 818 nt
Organism: Aedes aegypti (yellow fever mosquito)
Lineage: Eukaryota; Metazoa; Arthropoda; Insecta; Diptera; Culicidae
Product: alpha-ketoglutarate-dependent dioxygenase alkB homolog 6
Exons: 2
Coding region: 123-803 (226 amino acids)
Source: RefSeq, a predicted model, not a curated record
AACAAUCACAAAAAAACUGCCGCCCGCCGCCGAGACUCAACACUGUUCAAUUUCAUCGCAUUUUCUGCAUCAAAAUUCAAUGGAUUAAUUUGUUUUAACGUAAUGUUUAAUUGCUUUUCAUCAUGGAAUGGGAAAACUACGUAAUCCAACAAUGCCCGGCUAGUGCUUUCUACAUUCCGGACUUCAUCACCGCACAAGAGGAAACGUUCCUUCUGUCUCAGGUGGCCAAAACGCCCAAACCCCGAUGGACUCAAUUGUCCCACAGACGCCUCAUCAACUACGGAGGGGUUCCACAUCCUCGGGGAAUGAUUGCCGAAGCGAUGCCACCGUGGUUGCAAAACUACGUGGACAAAAUCAAUCAAUUGACCGGGGUAUUCGGGGACGACAAGAAGGCCAAUCAUGUCCUUGUGAACGAAUACCUCGCCGGACAGGGAAUCAUGCCCCAUUCUGAUGGGCCUCUGUUUCAUCCUACAAUCACAACCAUUUCCUGUGGAUCACACGCCGUUCUAGAGUUCUACGAGCCACAGGAAACCGAGGACGGAACAACAACGACGAUGCAAAGGGUUCCGGUGACCAAAUUGCUAAUUGAGCCCCGGAGUUUGCUGAUCCUCAAGGACGACAUGUACCACAAAUAUCUACACUAUAUCGCCGAAAUCCGACAGGACGUGAUAGAUGAGAAUGUUUCAAAUAUCUCUAAAGUAAGUAAGGUUCAACUCAGCGAUGUCCUCGAAAGAACAACUCGCAUUUCUUUCACCAUUCGGCAUGUUCCAAAAACGUCCAAGAUGAAAAUAAAAUUGUUCUAAGGUUCGUUUAUUUAA